This is a messenger RNA of Aspergillus campestris IBT 28561, 1114 nucleotides long. RefSeq names its product arabinan endo-1,5-alpha-L-arabinosidase. The coding region runs from base 1 to 963 and encodes 320 amino acids. The transcript is spliced from 4 exons. NCBI's taxonomy places the organism in Eukaryota, Fungi, Ascomycota, Eurotiomycetes, Eurotiales, Aspergillaceae. The record is from RefSeq and is a predicted model, not a curated record. Gene Ontology annotation, biological process: carbohydrate metabolic process. Gene Ontology annotation, molecular function: arabinan endo-1,5-alpha-L-arabinosidase activity.
AUGGCUUCCGUCAUAGUCAUCUUCAGUCUUCUUUUCCUCUCACUGGCCAAUGCCUUCUCCGACCCAGGUCCCUGCUCCGGCGACUGUUGGACUCACGAUGUCGGACUGUUACAGCGCAAAUCUGACGGCCGGUGGUUCCGCUUCGCAACCGGCAAAGGUAUUCACAUCUCCGUGGCUGACUCGAUCGAGGGACCCUGGACGGUCAAAGGCGAGGCCCUCGCGGGUGGGUCAUCGAUCGACCACCCAGGCUCGAAGAACCUCUGGGCCCCCGAUGUCCACUUAGAAGGGGAUACCUACUACAUGUACUACUCCGUCUCGAAGCUGGGGACCAAGAACUCCGUCAUCGGCGUGGCCAGCUCUCCCAACAUGCAAGUCGGAUCGUGGAAAGACCACGGUUCUACGGGGCUCACAUCCAAUGCUGACAAGCCCUACAAUGCCAUCGACGCCAACUGGAUCCGCAUCGGCAACACUCCUUUCCUCAAUUUCGGCUCCCACUGGCAUGACCUGUACCAGGUGCCCAUGAAGGGACCCCUGAAGAUCACCGACGCCACCCCUUACAACCUCGCGUAUAACGCCACCGGCUCCCAUCGUGAGGAAGCUGCCUUUGAGUUCCAGCACGAUGGCUUCUAUUAUAUGACCUUUUCGUCGGGAAUCGGUCUCGGUUAUGAUGACAAGAAGCCACCUCCGGGUGAGGAAUAUAGUAUUCGGGUGUGUCGCUCACCUGGGGGGAAGGGUAACUUUGUCGACCGCGCCGGUAAAUCCUGCCUCAAAGGCGGCGGCACCACCCUUCUCGCCAGCCACGGCCACGUCUACGGACCAGGCGGCCAGGGGGUUACGAACGACAAAAAACAUGGCCUGAUCCUCUACUACCAGUACGCGGACACUAACAAGGGUCUCAAUCCCAGCCAAUACCAGUUCGGGUGGAACAAGCUGAAGUGGGAGGAUGGCUGGCCGAUUGUGUAAACUGGUUUUACAGCCGGUAUAUACAGUUGAAUUGUUUCUUCUCUUAUUAUUUUCAUUUUUUUCAUGGUGAUUGAGUUAUUGUUGAAUACCCCUUGUUUGUGCAGUACUGCUGCUGCUGCUUGAUUAGAGUGGUAGGGAGAGGGCUGGCUUG